AUGGCAACAGUUUUAGGAUAUUGUGAUGAGUUUUUGAUGGAUCUGUGGCUAGUGAAUUGGGACUGUGUCUUGCGAACAACAACAUCUGAUAUUGCGGUAGAUUAUGUGGAAAUCAAAGAUAGGAUAUUUUUUAAGGUUCCUGGAUAUGGAAAGCCAGUGGAGUUUGGUGUUUUGACAUCAUUUGCAUACCCUCUAGAAGGAAAUCUUGGAGAGAUUGUUGUGGCCACCACAAGAGUUGAAACAAUGCUUUUCAUCUUUAUGGAAAAUUUGCCUACAUCCAUUUUUAAUGAAAGAAAGCUUCCUAUAAUUUGUGACGCAAUUCUUGUUGAUCUGAAAUUUGGCACUGGAGCAGUUAAGCUCGCCUGCACUCUCUUGCAUCCAGCCUGUGAUCCAAACGAUUUUGAAAUAGGAAAGCGUCAUAAUCUUGACUUUAUCAACAUUUUCACAAAUGAUAGAAAAAUAAAUAGCAAUGGGGGUAUGGAUUUUGCUGGCAUGACUGCAGCUUUACAGGAAAAGGUAUUGGCAACUUUUUAA
This is a messenger RNA of Ilex paraguariensis (yerba mate), 534 nucleotides long. NCBI's taxonomy places the organism in Eukaryota, Viridiplantae, Streptophyta, Magnoliopsida, Aquifoliales, Aquifoliaceae. The record is from the annotation of a GenBank genome assembly.